This is a messenger RNA of Actinia tenebrosa (Australian red waratah sea anemone), 2791 nucleotides long. RefSeq names its product choline-phosphate cytidylyltransferase A. Lineage: Eukaryota; Metazoa; Cnidaria; Anthozoa; Actiniaria; Actiniidae. Gene Ontology annotation, molecular function: choline-phosphate cytidylyltransferase activity; phosphatidylcholine binding. The record is from RefSeq and is a predicted model, not a curated record. Gene Ontology annotation, biological process: CDP-choline pathway.
GUUUAUAAUACGAAGUUCAAUGUUUAUCGGCAGGUAUUCCUUCAAUACCCUCAAAGAUACAGCCUAAAAACACUCAAAAAUGUCCUCUCCUAAAGCAGCAAAGGCCGAUAAUACAACAAGGAAGCGUAAGAGGAAGAGUUCUUCAAGUGAAAGUGAAGAAAAUGGCCCUUCAAAGAGAAAACAAAGGCCUCUGGCUCCCCGUGAACCAGCCGUGUAUUUCGACCCAGAGAAUGACUCAUCCGAUUUGGAGGACAUUGAACCAAUUUCUUUCGAAGAUGCAAAAAAUGGAAAAGCUACAAGACCGAUUCGAGUCUAUGCUGAUGGUAUUUAUGAUUUGUUCCAUUUUGGGCAUGCAAGAGCUUUGAUGCAAGCAAAAUUAUGUUUCCCAACACCAGUUUACCUAAUGGUUGGAGUUUGCAGUGAUGAAUUGACACACAAGUUCAAGGGUUUCACUGUUAUGACAGAUGAAGAAAGAUAUCAAUCAUUACUCCACAGUCGAUAUGUUGAUGAGGUGAUUAAGGACGCCCCAUGGUUGAUAAGCAAGGAGUUUUUAGAUUUACACAAGAUAGACUUUGUUGCGCAUGAUGACUUCCCUUACAAAAGUGCCGGCGCAGAAGACGUCUAUAAGGACAUCAAAGCCAUGGGCAAGUUUGUUGCAACCCAGCGUACAGAAGGAAUAUCUACUUCUGAUAUCAUUGCACGUGUUGUAAAGGAUUACGAUGUAUAUUUAAGGAGAAACUUAGCCAGAGGGUAUACUGCAAAGGAACUGAAUGUUGGAUUCAUGAAGGAAAAAGAAGUUUUAGUUAGAAACAAAUUUGAUGACAUCAAGGGAAAGAUAACAGACAAAUCCCAAGAGCUUCUCGAAAAAUGGGAAGAAAAAUCAAGGGACUUUAUCAGCCGUUUCAUUGAUAUCUUCGGCAGGGAUGGUCACCUGGACCGUCUUAUUGGAAGGGGAAAGGACAAGAUAGUAGGAGCUGGAAGGAGAAUCAAACAUGUGCUGUCACCUAACCCUUAUGCUGACCCUGAAUACUAUGAAGAAGUGUCCCCAUCCAGAUUACCUGCAAAACAACCUAGAUUAUCCUUUGAGCCUGAGAUGUCAGAUGAUUCAGAAUCAGAUGGAUAUUGAAGAGUUAAAAAAUAUUGAUGCAAAUUGCAAUACUGCUAUGCUAUUUUACACGCAUUUCAGACUUGGUAGGCAACAUGCAACAAAAUCUUCACAACGUUUAGCUUCAUCAUAUUUAAAUCUAAGUUUUGCAGUCAAAGGACAGGGAGCUUGCCCCCUAGUACUGCAUCAUUCAAUUCAUUAUUAUCCACUGAUGAUAGCCAGUAUAGUCCAGCUUAACAUUGAUUAGCUAAUUUUGCAAAUGUGCCAUACAGUUCAAGAUUAGAAUUUAUUUUUUAACACAUCAAAGGAAGUUUGGAAAUUGAAAAAUCAAAUGAUGAAUUGAAUAAUGCAGUCUAUACAAGAAGUAUGCAGGGCAUCUUGGUGUCAUAUGCACCAGUAUGCAGGGCAUACUUCUUGUACUUUGAGUGUAAAUGUGUGAAAUUACGGUAUCACUGACAAGAUAUCGUCCAUGUCUGGACGUUUUCAGAAGGGAUGACAAAUAAUCCUUCAUCGAAUAAUUUAAGUGUCUCAUUUUAAAAACGUAUUCCUGGAAAAUUUAUAUUAAAUGAUUCUCGUAGUUUCACUUUUUUGGUAUUCUAAUGUAGGGCUGAAAAUAACUGUCGGUCAGUCGCCAAUUAUGAUGACCAACCAAAUUAAUUUUUUCUUGGCCAUUCUUCAUUUCUGGCUCAAUGUUACCUGCUAGCAGAGUCUCUCUUCUCUUUCUCUCCCUUCUUUCAGGCGGGGAGGAAUGAGACUGCUGAUGUAGAGCAUUUCCUUUGAUACACUGCUUUCCUUGAUUGUGGACGAACAAAACCAGUUUUAAAACCGGUUUUUAACUGAUUACAUGUAGUGUGUAUGAGAAAAUGUGACACACCGUGGCGCCAAACAUUGUUUGACGAGAGCGACUGUCUAAAUCAUGGCAGCAUUGCUAAGUUACGCCACGCAUACGCGACAGAAAUAACGUCCUACAUUGGCAGAGUCAAUUUUUCUCUCUCAGCCAAAACAACAAAUUUAAGGAAAAUAGGCUCUGCUAGCAGGCAAGGCUCAAUGUUACCCAUGUAGUCAAAAUGACCAGAAUUAAAAAAAUUCCAAUUUUUGUCAGACAUUGUCAAGAUGACGGCUGUUAUUGUAAGCCCUGGACAUAUGGUGCAACUGUUGCAUGAAGUGAGAUUGAUGGGUUACACGUAAUAACAUUUCCCAAGACAAAACACUACCUAAUAUUUAUCUCCAAUGCGGUAUAGGAUGCAAUGGUUUGAUAGCUUGGACACCUCUUUAGCUUGGUCUUAAUGUUUUCUCAUUCAGACCACACGUCAUUCUCUUGAUAAAAAGAUUCUUUGUUUGAGUUGUAUCCAUAUUCAUGUGUCUUCUCAUAUGCACCAGUUAAACAAAGAAAUGAUACUCAAGGGAAUGACACGUGGUCUAAAAUGGGAAAACAUUCCUCCAAGUGUCAACAAUGCCAGUUCAGUGUAGAUUUGGUUCUUCUCCUGUGCAAUAUUGCAUGCAGGCAAUGAGGUGCAAUUUUCUGGUUGCAUGCAACAGUGUCACCAAUGCCUUACGUUGGUGUACAAAAUAGCACCAAUGAAACAAUUGAAAAAAAUAGAUCAUGUGUUUAGUGCUAUUUCACAGAUAUAUGAUUUAAACUCUAUCAAUUAAAAAAAAUCAUAUUUAUAUUUUGCCAAUUAAGUA